CUUCCCCCUCCCGCCCUCUGCUGUGUGUUCGCAUUGUGUCUAAACAGGCGAGCCGGCGAAACUGAAAAGAUAUUUCACCAACAGCCGUAAUGUCGGGCAGGUCGGUACGCGCGGAGACCCGGAGCAGGGCGAAAGAUGACAUCAAGCGGGUUAUGGCCGCCAUUGAAAAAGUACGAAAAUGGGAGAAGAAAUGGGUAACGGUCGGUGACACAUCUUUGCGAAUCUACAAGUGGGUGCCAGUGAUGGAACCCAAGUCCGACGAUAAGAACAAGAACAAGAAGAAGGGCAAGGAUGACAAGUAUGGCUCUGAAGUCACUACACCAGAGAACAGUUCUUCUCCUGGAAUGAUGGACAUGCAUGAUGAUAACAGUAACCAGAGCUCCAUCGCUGACUCUUCCCCUUUAAAACAGGAGACCAGUAACAACACUAGCCCCACCCCUGAACCCAUGGCGGUGUCUCAGAACGACAGCAACGAGACCAAGAGCGAUCAGUUUCCUAGCAAACAGUCUUUGUCUGGACAGGACAGCAAGACUGGACAAAAUCACUCCUCAUCAGAAUCAACAACAGCCAAGAGGGACGGCAAAUCGCAGGGAGACCAAGAACACUUCACAGAUUCCUCCAAAGCUGCUCAGGAUAUGGAAGAUGGUGCUCCUCCUAGCAAGAAAGGCAAAGUGGACUCUUCCUCUGAAGAAAACUAACUUGUCUUUUGCCAACUGUUACACUCUAGUGAUCUCCCUUUCCUCUCCCUGUAUACUUUGAGUCAUUUUACUCCAACCGCCAAGUUGUACAUCUCUCUGUUCAUCUACUCUCCCAGAAACACAGUCACUCUUCAGUAAGGAUGGGGGCAAAUGUGGAGGAAAGCUAAGGAAUUAAGCUGUGAGAUUUGGGGGUAGGGGUUUACAUUGCACUCAUGCUAGAACAGUUCAUCCUGUCCUAACAUCACCACCUGCUGUUUCAUGUGGAAAGCUGUUUUAGUGUUUAAUCCACACUUUUUAUAUUGAAAAUUCAAUUUGAAUGGGUACAAUUUUUAGUACUAGUAAAAACAUGAACUUUGUUAAAAAUCAAAUUCUAAAAUGUCAAAUUGAUGAAAUUAUUUUUAGCAUGUAAGAAUUCAGUUCUGACUAGUGAGAAAUCAUGACUUUUCCCCAUUCAUUUUAAUUUGGAAGAACAUUUUUGCUAUGAGUUGGUAUGAGUUCAGAUUUUUAACAUGUUCUAAAUCAGUUUUUACAAGAAAAGUCACUAUAAAAAAUGUAAUUGAAAUUAUUACAUGUUCAAAUUUAUAUCUUAAACUGGACCGUUGCCUGUUAAAACUCUCAAUGUAAAAGCAGAUUUAAUUUGCACAUGUAGUAAUUCAGUUUUAAAAUGAAGAAAUAGCAAAUUUAGAAAACUUUCUUUUGAUUUAGUACAUGUUAAAUUCCUCCCGCUUGCUAUUUCCUAUUUAAAAUGAACUAGGAAAAGCAUUCAUUAACUUUUCUUUUAACUGAAUGCUUAGCUGCUAAAAUAUAAUUACUAGUAAAAGUUGAAUCUUGCCAUGUUAUAAUUUUUACAUGUCAAGUUAUCUUAACAUUUACACAAAAAAAUCGAAUUGGAUUUUUGAUACAAAGAACCUUAAAAUCUAAAACGGUUUACCAUUUUCUUGUUUUCAUGCUGUGUUCACAUGUUUGCGUUGGGGAUAAAAAGAUGCCAUUCUGCGCCUCAUAGCGUGACUGAUGGUGGCAUGAAGCCACGUAGAUGUUGCUUGGUGACAGUGGUGCUGGCAAGAACGGUUGAUUGUCGGUGUUAACGUAAGGUGGAUAACAGUCAGGAGGACUAUCUGUACUGUUUUAUUUUGUGUUGUUUAAUGCUGGGUUUGUCUGGAAUUCAACAGUGAAAAGUUUGGCGUCCAUGGCUCCCAAAAAAAAAAAAAAAAAAAUCAACACCCGGUUUAUACUCCUGCUGUGGUCAACAGCAGAAGGUGGGAAACUUGAAUUCUUGAAAGAACGUUUCGCUCACCACUGCAGUCUACAGAACGUUGCUGCUGGCAGUGGCAGAAAGUUCUGGCACAGGUCAUUUGAAAACAGUGGGUUUUCUGGUUUGCAGUCCUCCGUCUGCUUACAUGUGAAUGCAGCAUUAGAGCAUUCAUGUCUGUGUCCCUCCCAAAGUGGCACGUGACUUUUGUAUAUGGAAACUUUUCAUUUAGUCAUCAUUGCUAUUAACUGCCACUUGCUGUGUGAAAGCAAAAAUAUUUCUCACCAGUAUAAUUUUUUUUUCUCGCUCAGGAGGGUCAACACACUGUUAGUCACGCUUAAAAGGUUGGUUCUGCUGCUGUAGUUUGAAGAGGUGUUUCAUUUUUUUCCUUUUUUUUUUUUUUUUUUUUUUUUUUAAACAAAUGAAUUCCACAACUAGCUAAACGGAUGAUAAGGUCAUGUGAGUGAGUGGUACUAGUCACAGGUUAAAAGUUGUUCGAGCGCUUGGCUUGGACCUGUUCUGCUGUGAAGACUAAGUUAGCGAGUUAGCUUGUAGCAUACGUCCUGCUUAUGUUUGUGUGCCUUGUGUUACUGAAGCUCAUUUUGAGGUUUUUUUUUUUUUUCUCUCUCAAACGUUCACGUCUGCCCACAUGUGUUUCUCACAACUGUUUAUCUCCCAGCAAAACUUUUUCCACAUCCACUAACGUGCAGUCCGAACUGUGAUCGUAUGUACGGAGUUACAAAACGAAGCUUUGAAAUGCAGGUCACCAUUUCAAUAGCACUACAACCUUUCCGAAAGUCCACAGUGCACCACUUCUUAAUUCUGACCAUGUACCCAUCUAAUUCAUUAAGUAUUUGUCUCUCUCUGGCAAGCGUCUGCCGUCAAGACUUAGCUUGUGUAGCUGUCCAUGGGGAAAAUAAAGUGAUUUUCAUUAGACUUUAACAGGCAGGUUACGGAUAGACAGCUGUGCAAAUACCUCAUACUCAGUCCAGCAGUGCUGGCAUAUAAAACACUAAGUAUGACUUUUAGUAAAAAAAAAAAAAAAAAAUCACUGAUUAUGUCUGCUUGCAAAAAUAUGUAUAUAUUUAUACAAUAACAUUUUCGUUAUUACCCUUUUUUGGUUUUUGCCACAAUUUUUCGCCAAAAUAUUGCCUUCUCUAGUUCAAUCUUUGAACCUUUUUGCGAAAAUGUACUCAUGGGGACCAUAUUGUUUUGUUUUGAUUUUUCACUCUGCAUUAGAAAUGUCUUGUACAGAAGUAUGGUUGUGUUUCAUUUAUUUAUUCCACAUGUAGUUUUUGGUUUUAUAAAAAAAAUAAAUGCAUAUCCUUUGAA
This is a messenger RNA of Pygocentrus nattereri (red-bellied piranha), 3279 nucleotides long. It is a transcript of the gene bcl7a, whose product is annotated as BAF chromatin remodeling complex subunit BCL7A. The record is from RefSeq and is a predicted model, not a curated record. The coding region runs from base 90 to 698 and encodes 202 amino acids. The transcript has 6 exons. Lineage: Eukaryota; Metazoa; Chordata; Actinopteri; Characiformes; Serrasalmidae.